AAAAACAAAAAAAACACAGCACCAAAUAUUUACAUUAUUAUUAUAUUACACUAGUAGUGUAAGAAAACAACAAAAAGAGAAUGGAAUUAAAUGGGUCACGAUCCAUCCUCAGGAAAUAGGACCCAAUUCCGUUUCCAAUAUUCCAUUGGACAGUACCACUUCCCCAUUUACUCGACCCGAUUCCCAACCAACCAGCCAUAUAUUUAUAUACUAGUACUGUUUUCCAUUACAAAAGAACAUCACCUUUACUUCUCUUUUCUCUCAAAGAAGAGGAGGAAAAAAAAAAAAAGUUCUCCAACUUUUUGAGGCCUUUCUGCAUGUUUAAAUGCAAUCCCUUUUUUGCAUUAUUUUUCUGACUUAACUGCAAAACUCCCUCUUCUUCAAUUAAACCAUCCAUCUCUUUAUACAUAUAUAUGGUGUUGUUAGAGUCACCUACUUAAAAAAAAAAAGCCUAUUUUGGGUAGCUUCUUCUUUCCCUUUCAUCUUCAUUACAGUACUACUCUGGGAAAGAAAAAGAAAAUCAUAAGGCACUCAUGUUCCUAUAAUUGAUUGGUUUCACCCACUUAUUUCUAUACUUCAGCUUUGUAUUGAAGUUACACUCUUCUCUUUUUUUUUUUCCCUCUUCCUUCCAAUCCUUUUCUUCAUUAGUCUCUUGAGAUAUGAAUAAUAGUACAUCAGCUGCUGCAUAUUUCCCUGAUCUUUCUUUGCAAAUAAGUCCUCCAUCUUUGAAAAGCAUUGAUCUUUAUAACAACAAGGAAGUGGGAUACGAGGGGUUAAUGAUGAGGAACUCUUACAACAUCAGUGAUCGGAGCUCCACCACCACGGAUUCCGGCAGCUGCGGAAGCGAUUUGAGCCAUGAAAAUGGGCAUUUUGAUCAGAAGAACUUUGGUGCUUCUUAUGGUUUUGUUGAUCCAACUUUGAGUUUAGGUUUGGAUAUGGGCAGUUUGGGACCGGUCCAUCAACAACAACAACAACAAAGAAGACAUUUUCAAGGUUUUCACAAUUAUCAACCACAGAUAGUUGGGCCUGAUUUCAAGAGAAACUCGUCAUCAUCAAGGAUGAUGAUGAAUAAUGGGCUUAAAAGAAGCGUUAGAGCUCCCAGAAUGAGAUGGACUUCAACUCUUCAUGCUCAUUUUGUUCACGCAGUUCAGCUUCUUGGUGGCCAUGAACGAGCAACACCAAAAUCAGUGCUGGAGUUGAUGAACGUGAAGGAUCUAACCCUAGCUCACGUCAAGAGCCAUUUGCAGAUGUACAGAACAGUGAAGAGCACUGAUAAAGGAAUAGCAGCAGGACCGAUAGCAGAGCAAGGGCAGACAGAUAUGGUGGUAUUAAGCCAAAGGAAUAGUACAGGAAUCCUUGAACAACAACAACAACAACAACAACAACAACAUCAUCAUGAUCACAAGGCUGAUUCUAGUACAAAUCCUCCUCCAUAUAAUUCAGUGAACCCACUAACAUCAACUCCAAUUCCAUCAUCAUCAUCAUCAUCAUCACUACCUACAACACUACAAAAUGCUACUCACAGAUCAUCUGCGUGUGCAUUAUCUUGCCAAACAAACACAUGGCGCCGCCUAAGUGACCAUCAACAAAAUCCAUUCAACUCAUGUUACCAACUUGGACCCACAAACAAUCUACCCAAGGGUGGCGGAACAAUGGAGAAAUUUCAACAUACGUCUGAAAAGAUGGAGAAUAAAAAUAAGCUAGGACUCGGGGUAGAGAGUAGGAGUAAUAGUAGUAGUAUUGCAACAACUAGGUCAGCAUUGGCAUCUUCUUCUGAUCAUGCAUUGCUCAACCUUGAGUUCACUCUUGGGAGGUCAAGCUGGCCAGUGGACCAUCCCGGAAACAACAACACUACCGAUUUGACCAUUAAUCUCAAGUGUUGAAAAACUUGAUGGCCUAGCUGAGAUAGCUAUAUAUAGAUGUCUCUAUCCAAAUCCCAUGGAACAUUAAUUAACCUUGUAUUAUUAUCCUCUGCCCCCGGACAAAACACGCUCAAUGUGUGGAUCAAUGCUUACAUUUUUGUCUGGAAAUUAGCGGUAGCUUGAGUACUUGAAGGGGGCAAAAAAAAUGCGAAUGUUGUAGUACUAGUACAUAGAAAUGUGGGAGAAAGUGAAACGGGAAAGAUUGGAAUGAAGAAUUUUGAUGAAGUAGUAGAUCGUAGAUGUACUAAUUAACUAGAACUCUAGAAGGGAUAUCAAUAUAUGGUUUUAGAGACUAAAAGUUGUAUGUAGCAUUAUCUCUCCGGCUCUUCCUUUCACCAAUACUAAUAAAAAUGAAGAUCCUUUUCUGCC
Messenger RNA from Oldenlandia corymbosa var. corymbosa, 2291 nucleotides. Lineage: Eukaryota; Viridiplantae; Streptophyta; Magnoliopsida; Gentianales; Rubiaceae. The record is from the annotation of a GenBank genome assembly.